AUGGCCAUCGAUCAGGUUGACACAACAGAGCGCUUGCGGCAUCUGCGGGAGUUGAUGCGGCAGAAGAAGGUAGACAUCUACAUCGUACCGUCACAAGACGCCCACUCAAGCGAAUACAUAGCUCCCACAGACGCAAGACGGGAGUUCAUAUCAGGCUUCUCAGGCUCGGCCGGAACUGCUGUCAUCACCCACGACAAGGCCGCUUUGGCCACGGAUGGACGAUACUUCAACCAAGCCAGCAAGCAGCUGGACAGCAACUGGACGUUAUUAAAGCAGGGUCUGCAGGAUGUACCGACGUGGCAGGAAUGGACUGUCGAUGAGGCGGCUGACGGCAAGCUGGGUCUGACGGUCGGUGUUGAUCCAACGCUCUUUACAUCGACAGAAGCCCGAAAGCUACACAAAGGCAUUGAAAAGAAGGGCGGCAAGGGUCUUGUUGCCAUCGCAGACAACCUUGUAGACCAAGUGUGGGCCAAGCAGAAGCCGGCUCGACCAAAUGAAGCUGUCAAUGUACUUGGCCAAGACUACGCCGGCAAGAAGUUCCAGGACAAGAUCGAGGAGCUGCGAAAGGAGCUUGACAAGAGGAAGGCUGCAGGAUUUGUGGUCAGCAUGCUUGACGAAGUCGCAUGGCUCUUCAAUCUUCGUGGCAACGACAUCCCGUACAAUCCCGUCUUCUUCUCAUACGCUCUGAUAACCCCGACAAUAGCGACACUGUACAUCGACGAGACCAAGCUGAAGGAUAAUGCAAAAGCACAUCUGAUGGGUGUAAACAUCCGACCUUACGACGCUAUCUUCUCCGACAUCGCAGCACUCGCGAAAGACGAGCCUUCAACUAACGGCACGACCUCGACGCCCAAACAAAAGUACUUGAUGUCCACUGCAGCUUCAUGGGCGUUGUCUCAAGCUCUUGGUGGCGAAGACAAAGUUGACGAGGUGCGAUCGCUCAUCGCUGAAGCCAAGGCCGUCAAGAACGCCACAGAAUUGGAAGGCAUGCGGCAAUGUCAUAUCCGAGACGGCGCGGCGCUAAUAGAGUACUUUGCCUGGCUCGAAGAGGAGCUCAUCCAAAAGAAGUCCGCUAUCGACGAAGUUCAGGGAGCGGAUAAGCUCGAACAAAUACGGCAGAAACACGAAAAGUUCGUCGGCCUGUCGUUUGACACCAUCUCCUCGACCGGCGCAAACGCGGCCGUCAUACACUACAAACCCGAACCGGGCAAUUGCUCAACGAUCGAUCCGAACAAAAUCUACCUUUGCGACUCCGGCGCGCAGUACCUCGACGGCACCACUGACACGACACGCACAUUGCACUUCGGCGAGCCGACACCGAUGGAGCGCGAAGCAUAUACGCUCGUCCUGAAAGGCCACAUUGCGCUCGACCUCGCCGUCUUCCCGAAAGGCACAUCCGGCUUCUCAAUAGACGCCCUCGCACGACAAUACCUGUGGUCGAAUGGCCUCGAAUACCGGCAUGGAACGGGUCACGGCGUGGGCUCUUACCUCAACGUUCAUGAAGGUCCCAUUGGCAUCGGACAGCGAGUGCAGUACGCCGAGGUACCUCUCGCAGCCGGCAACGUCAUUUCCAACGAGCCCGGGUACUACGAGGACGGCAACUUCGGCGUGCGCAUUGAGAAUCUCUUCAUGGUGAGGGAGGUCGAGACGAAGCACAGAUUUGGCGAUAAGCCGUACCUUGGGUUUGAGCAUGUGACCAUGGUGCCGAUGUGCCGGAAGUUGAUUGAUGUCGGGCUCUUAACAGGAAGGGAAGUGGACUGGUUAAAUGAGUACCAUAAGGAGGUGUGGGAGAAGACGGCACGGUACUUUGAGAAAGAUGAGAGGAGUAAGAAGUGGUUGGAGAGGGAGUGUGCGCCUUACGCGGCAAGCUAG
Molecule: messenger RNA, 1872 nt
Organism: Baudoinia panamericana UAMH 10762
Lineage: Eukaryota; Fungi; Ascomycota; Dothideomycetes; Mycosphaerellales; Teratosphaeriaceae
Exons: 2
Coding region: 1-1872 (623 amino acids)
Molecular function (GO): metalloaminopeptidase activity
Source: RefSeq, a predicted model, not a curated record